UGAAGAGGAAGUCGGCCAUUUUGGGUCGAAGCCGCCGUUUUCAGCAAAUUCUCCUACUUUUGAUUCGCCCAGAUAAGCUCCAAUAAGAAGGACGAAUAAAAGACAGAUGGGCGACAACCAAACAGCGAAGGAUUGUGUUACUGCUAUCAUUAUUUCUAACGGUUAAACAUUCGGCGUGCCAAAUUGAGCCGUGACCAAUUUUGCUGGACAAAAAUAAACAAACGCAACAGGAGAGUUAAUUGGCACUCACGGCCGUUCUAAAACUGGAAAAAAAAAAAAAAAGCCCAGUGGGGACGCUAACCACGCCACGGAGAGACGUAUCCGUGGCGUCUGCACAGUUUGACUACAAAGUGACAUCUGGACCCUGCUGCCGCCGCCGGACGUGCGUGCAGCCUUGCGUGUCGCUUUGGACUUGAACGCCUCAGCCAAGGCCGCAUUCCCGCCGCUCUCUAAUGUUUCAAUUAAUCGCGCCGCUGUCACGGACAGCGCUCGGCUAACAGGAAACAUUUGCAAAGCCCACCCCCCGGCUUGUUGAUUGACGUAAUUAGGAUCGCUAAAGAUUUUUCGUUACCCCCGCCCUCCGAAAGUUCUCCAGCCUUCUUGUAUCAUGAAACAGGAAUGCAAUCGUUUAUAUGGGAGGGCUGUGAAGCGCGAGCAUGGGAGUGGAAACCGAAGCCCUUUUUCAUAAUACGGACGCAGUUGCGGGGCACCUGAUAAACUUGGCCCCAAAACGCAAAAGGAGCUUCUACGUUCCUGUGUCGCUUUUGGUUUUCCACAGGCCCAAGAGUGCAUCGGACUGCAAAUGUCGGUGUGGUAAACAUGGACAGUGGCCAAACGGUUAUGGGCAGCGCAAAUUGGUUCCGUGCUGGGUGGGACACAAUGAAAUGGGUGGCUGAGCGAGCGCCUCCCACGUUUCGAGUGCUAAAUGGGAUGAGGGACGCUCCCACCGGGGAGGUCAAGGUCAGCGGGUUCCCCGUGAACGUCCCAAGAUGGCGGCCCGGAACGCACGACUCAAAGAUGGACGCAGUCGUGGACCAGUGCUAAACGUGGACAGUGAGAAAAACGACAGAGGAAAGCGUCUUGUGCUGGGCGGUGCAGUUCCCUCGAAAGCAGGCGUCACGCGCCAUCUACCGGCGAGUCAGAAUAAUUAUUUCCCGGCGAGCGCGCGACGCGGAUUGCAUCUGGAUUCCGAGCGGGUCCGACGAGGUCAAAGUCCGCCGAUUGUGCGAAGAUUUGCAGGAUUGCAGAGCAAACACAGGAAAAAUCCACGUGGGAACGCUGGCGGCGCUUGUCAACGAAAGUGGAAGGGUGAGUCGACUUGCGGCUAACGCACCAGACUUUCGGAUGAUUCGCUUGUCACGUCCAACUGACUCCAGUCGGCAAACUCGGGAGAGUCCCUGCGGAUGCUUCGCUGGGAUUGAAUCACCGACUGGAGUUUCCGGAUUCGUUGAAUCAGUUCGGGGACAGGACAGGACAGGACAGGACACUCAAUACAGAGAAUCAACCAGAUUACUUUUGUUAGUGGCUCUAAAAAAUUUUUUUCCCCAAGUAACGUCACAUUUUACACACGUUUGCUCAUGGUGUGAAGACCUGGACCUGGGUAGUGAAACACACACACACACACCUACACACACGCCUAUACACACACUAUAACACAUGUAAUAAUCUAAAUGAUGUGCUAGCCCUUUAUCAAGCCUGACUCAUGGUCAGCGACAU
Syngnathoides biaculeatus (alligator pipefish) is the source of this 1716-nucleotide messenger RNA. RefSeq lists its product as uncharacterized. Bases 990 to 1328 code for a protein of 112 amino acids. Lineage: Eukaryota; Metazoa; Chordata; Actinopteri; Syngnathiformes; Syngnathidae. The record is from RefSeq and is a predicted model, not a curated record. The transcript is spliced from 9 exons.